This is a messenger RNA of Fragaria vesca subsp. vesca, 342 nucleotides long. Its product is annotated as protein translation factor SUI1 homolog 1-like. NCBI's taxonomy places the organism in Eukaryota, Viridiplantae, Streptophyta, Magnoliopsida, Rosales, Rosaceae. The record is from RefSeq and is a predicted model, not a curated record. Gene Ontology annotation, biological process: translational initiation. The transcript has 4 exons. Gene Ontology annotation, molecular function: RNA binding; translation initiation factor activity. Bases 1 to 342 code for a protein of 113 amino acids.
AUGUCUGAACUCGAAACCCAGGUCCCAUCUACUUUUGAUCCCUUUGCUGACGCCAAUGCUGAGGACUCAGGUGCCGGGACAAAAGAAUACGUGCACGUUCGUGUACAGCAGCGUAACGGGAGGAAGAGCCUGACCACGGUGCAAGGAUUGAAGAAGGAAUACAGCUACAACAAGAUUCUUAAGGACCUCAAGAAGGAGUUCUGCUGUAAUGGUACUGUUGUUCAGGAUCCUGAGUUAGGCCAGGUAAUACAACUCCAGGGGGACCAAAGAAAGAAUGUUUCCUCCUUCCUUGUGCAGGCCGGCAUUGUUAAGAAGGAGAAUAUCAAGCUUCACGGUUUCUGA